Molecule: messenger RNA, 445 nt
Organism: Amborella trichopoda
Lineage: Eukaryota; Viridiplantae; Streptophyta; Magnoliopsida; Amborellales; Amborellaceae
Source: RefSeq, a predicted model, not a curated record
UGUGAGAACAAAAUUCUAUCUCCACAGAUUUUCUGUGUAGGAUGGGUUUUGGUUUAGUUCUUGAUUGUUUUUGCAUUUAGUACUUUCAAAGGUCCUUGAUGGCCAUCAUGACAAGCAUUGUGGGACUCCAUUUUGGCCUUGUUCUUGUCCGUUUUGUGGACCAUAAAGAACGAAUUCGACAUUGGAUGACAGCUUCGAUUUUGUUAUUUUUUCUUGCACUGCUCCUUACUUUUCUAGGAGUUCCUUUGAACAAAUCUCUUUACACAACUAGUUACAUGUUGCUAACUUCUGCCACUGCAGGGCUCCUCUACUGUGCUAUAUAUUUAUUGGUGAUGAUACUUCAAGACUUCUCGACAACUCAAGCUACUGUGUAUAUAGAAAAGCCUAUUUUACUAGAGCCCCAAGCACCAAGUUAGAACUCAAGACCUCAGGCAAAAGGAAGUGA